Messenger RNA from Dufourea novaeangliae, 5131 nucleotides. It is a transcript of the gene Gapvd1, whose product is annotated as GTPase-activating protein and VPS9 domain-containing protein 1. The record is from RefSeq and is a predicted model, not a curated record. Gene Ontology annotation, cellular component: cytosol; endocytic vesicle. Gene Ontology annotation, molecular function: small GTPase binding; guanyl-nucleotide exchange factor activity. NCBI's taxonomy places the organism in Eukaryota, Metazoa, Arthropoda, Insecta, Hymenoptera, Halictidae. Gene Ontology annotation, biological process: regulation of GTPase activity; vesicle-mediated transport.
AGUCUAGCAAUUUAUCGAAGAAAAUUUUAACCUAAAACAGAAAAUGAUUGUGCGUCGGUGGGAGUUUUAUUUCGAGAUAAAAAGGACAACACUAAAAUACCGCGAAUCUAUGAGAAAUGUUUAAUCGAGCAUCAUUGAAAUACGUUUGUUAAGUGGAGGAGACGGUUAUACAUUUUUGAAAGACAUAGAAUUUUUGCAAAAUCUACUUGUUACAAUACCUCUUUUGUAAUUCACCAACAUUUUAGUUCUUCUAAUUUUAAUUGAUUCCGUCUGUGCAGAAUUUCGUGAAAAUUUCUAUUACGUACGGAGACAGAAAGAAAUAUCCUGUUUCGAUCAGUUCAGUGAUCCAGGUAUGCUCAGAAAUGUCGUCUCCAAACAGCAUAGAAUCGUUAGGAACACUACAGUGGGAUAUGAUUGAAUUAGCCAGUCACCUACGUCAGGAGCGUUUGUUUGUCAGUUCAGAGCAACAAAAUUUGCAACUACUCAACGAGAAGGUGCUGUAUGCAUCGUCGAAUUUGGCUCAACAGGCAUGGAUUACAGCGCAACAAAGAGUGAAUCUGAAUCGGCUGAUAAUGUCUAGACCGGAUUGUACACCGGCGUCUUGCUGUCAGAAAGCAAAUACAUUAGAAAAUUCACAUUUUUUAGAUGCGUAUAAAUAUUUACGUUACCAAGCUUGUUUAUCCUAUGGUGAAUUCUUAGGCGCGCUUAGAAAGUCUCCUAAACUUCUUGCGUUGUGCUUAGUGGAAGGAGAAAAAUUACUACCAGACUUUAUGCAAAAUAUUGUUCAAUCAUUGGCAGCGGGUUUAUACGGUAGUUGCUUGUUACCAGAGGAUAAAAUUCUAGUCUUAAAACUGCUGAGACACCUGAUGCUGCUACAAAUUGUACCAUCAGAUAAUCCGCGCAGGUUACUCAGACAUGGCACUUGUGCUUUUUCUAGGUUUUACUCUGUCUUUCAUGAAAGCGUUUUUUCAGCCAAGUUUUUCUUGACUGCUGCUUUACAUAAUCCUAUUGUACAGUUACUAAUGGAAGAUGAAAUGUUUCUUGACAUUGACCCGGAUAAGGCACCCAUAAGGUUUCCUCCAUCUGAAAGAUUGAAAAAAUUUGGAAAGGAAGGUACUCCUGAAUACGAAGCCAAGUUGCAACGUCACAGACUAUGGAUGGUCAAUUCUUUAUUUCGCAUAACGCAAAGAUUCAUAGUCAGUAUAAGAGAGAAUAUGCAUUGUUUCCCGAGCAGUGUGUGUUGGUUGGUCAGACAGAUGGCUGGUCUUUUGGGGAAAAACGGAAGCAUUGAUAUAAAGGAGGUGCAUGCAAUGUGUACCGACUUGGUUUUCACUUAUUUUAUAUGUCCAGCGAUAGUAAAUCCAGAGCCGUACGGUAUUACAGACGCUCCUAUUAGCUAUGUUGCGAGAUUCAACCUUAUGCAAGUCGGACAGAUUCUACAGAUGCUCUCUCUAAUGAAGUACCAAACAGUGGACAGCAAAACAUUCGAUCUUUACAAAAAGUUCGACAAGGAUUCUGUCUCUUCAAUAAUAGAUGCAAUGAUGGAUAGCGUGACGGAGGAACUCGAGGAUGAGCCAAGCAUCAUUGACAAUAACAAACUACGAGGACUGUCUCGCUCUGCUGCCUUAUUUACAGAAACGGAAUUGAACACGCUAAUUAUAUUUCUGCAAACAAUAGCCGCGGAAACUCCGAUAAAGGGUGACACGCCAUCCACCGCGUUUGACGUGAAGCAAUUGAUCGACAUGCUCUCUCAGUUACCUCCCGGUUCGUUGAAUAGUAACAAAGCGACUAACAACGUUUGCAUCGAAACGACCAACAGACGUGGAGGUUUCUUAGGAAAAGGAAAAGUACCAGGAGUAAAAGUGUCAUCAUCGUACUCAUCCAAUGCGACUAACGAUAUAGGAGACGAAGUGAACGGUGUGUCGACCCCCGAGGAUGAAUCUAUCGAUAAAAAUUCUCAGGAUGUUCUUGUCAUUCCGUUCGGCCCGAAUACAGGAGAAUUUGUGGGACUUCUCAGCGAACAGAAAGUACAUAAUACGGUCUCGUUUUUUUUUAUUUCUUCAAAUUUAUCGCGAGAAGAUAUUACCUGACGACUUUCUCCUCAAUGUUGCAGGUCUUUUAAUGCUGAACGUAUCGAAACACAAGAAAAGAAAACACGAUUUUCGUUGUCCCAUGACGAAGUUCUAUUCGAAGGCUUCAUUGGAAAUACCUCGGACAACUUGGAGGCUGUGUCGGAAGCGGCUUCGAAUCACAGUGUUGCUUCUUCUCUGGAACUAGAAACAGAAGAUCAAAAUGAUAAUUUGUCGGAUAUGGUGUCUGCCAGUGUUUCGGGACGAGGAACGCCGAAUAUAUCAGGUCGUGAUACUCCGUCGUCUCAAAUCACUGAAGGAGACGAAGGUCGCGUGACUGGCGAGGCUCGACAAUUGGAUUUACCCACACCGAAUAUACCAACGAAACAAAGUCGGUCCGAGAUUGACGAUAAGUUUUGCAAAUUUGAAAUAAAAAAGCUGAUCGAAGGGGACGAAACCGUCUCGAUGGUGUCUGAUACGUGGUCGACAGAUGUAUUAGCUUCGGAUAGUGAGACAGUUGAGCAACAAGAAAAGAUAACGUACCCUCCUUCUGGUGAGCAAAAUACUCCGGUUUUAUCAGCAACAUCAGAAUCAAUACCGCAAGCCGUGUUAGAUGUUAGUGAAACAGCGUCUGAAGCAUGGAGUACCGAUGUGUUAGCCAGCGAUUCGGAGAGGCUAACCGAAGUUGAUACCGACGAUACGGCUAGCGUCGCGAGAUCUGAUGAUACCGCGAGGUCCGAAAUUGAGGUCGAAGCACGUAGCGAAGCAGAGGCCACCGAAGAAACAUUGUCGCAGGCAGUUCCUCGUAAGAACACACGUUAGAAUUUGAUCUUAUGCGUCGUAUUCUCUUUUAGGAUAAUGCAUGACUCUGUGUUCUUAGUGUGUACUUCUCCCUCGGCAUUCGUCACAAAUGUAACCGAACAAAACGAAAACAGGUCUGAUUAUCGGAGGAGUACGAUAGAGUAUGUCGACAAAAACGCCAACAACAUCGGUAACGUUACGGAUUAUGAUAAAUCAUUGCAUGAGGACAGAUUGGUUCGUCUCAUAGACAAACUUCACAUCGAUGAAGGAAAAAGUCAGACGGAACGGCGAGCAAACUCAACUCACAAUCAUAUCGGGAUCGCAGCUGUCACGCCAGCUUUACUACUAGCUAAUCAUAUAUCACCACCGGUUUUGGCGAAUGCAGAAAAACCGCGAAACUCUGACGGGAAAUCAGAAGAACUAGGGAUCUGCGUCGGAUCGGUCGGCAGAAUUAUUAACGAAGGACGCGGCCCGGAAGGUAUAGUUGGAUUGAGUACCGGCAGUUUAACAUCCAACAGCAGCAGUUCUAGCUCCGAAUCCCGUGCAAAGACUACUACUUCGACGUUACCGUUGUUGGAAGGAACAUUGGUUAAUGGAAACUGCGAAGUGAUCGAUACCGGUGGUAUUGGUAUUUCUCCAAAACCUAUCGUGUCCAGCGGUGCUAUUCCAAAAAGUAUCAGCUUCGAUAUGACCGCAGAGCGUGGGGAUAAAGAAUUAUUGGACGACGAUCAAAAGAACAAAAGAAGUUUCUUUGGGAAAUUGAAAAUGUCGUUAAGAAAUCGGCGAGGUAAAGUGGUUCGUGGUACCGACGACAAUAUCAGCAGAUGUUACGACCGUGAAUCCGGCGGGGGGGACGGUACCGACGUAGGUCGACAUAGAUUGCGGAGAAUAAUGUCGGAAGAUGUGACGUCGACUGGUAACCUGACUAUCGAUAACACGGACGACAUUUUGGCGAAAUAUAGAAGAAAACCAAGCGCAGCGAGCGAUACGGCAUCGAUCGAGAGCAAUCAGUCUCGUACGAAAGAAACAACAGAGGACGAAAGGCUACUUAUAGAUCCAAAUAACAUCGAACUCUCAUACGCGUUUGCCGAUGCAAAACGAAAGUUACGCAUGGUGCUCAGUACAGCUGAUCUUCAACACAUUCCUUGGACCGCUACAUCCGAGCGAAACCCGUGGUCGCAGAAAGAAAACGAAUUGGUCGCAUUCCUACAGUUGCAGCUGGCAGAAGCUAUAAACUUACAAGAUCGGGCGUUAAUAGCUCAUCUGCAUGAAACACUGCGCUGUGUACGAUUGUUUAAUGAUGAUGGAUGUAGGAAAUUGUUCAAAUCUUUACGCGAAGACUAUCAAAAACGGUCACCUUACAUCGCGUAUUUAAUUAGAUGUCGACAAGGUUUACUUUCCACGUUGGCCCACUUGGACAGACUGUGCAUUAGGGUAAAAUGUGAUCGUGAUGCCGUUAACAAUCAUCUUGUUUCCGUUUGCGUACGGGUCUUUUUGGAGAAAAAAGAGUCGCUACUCUUGCGUUUUUGCGAUGAAUUUAAAAAACUUACGCUGACAGACGAGAAACAAGAUUUGGUCGAUAACUUUUUGGGAGAGGUUCACGCAAAAAUGGACAACGACCCAAUAUGGCAAUGCGCGAGUGAAAAUCAGUUGGGGUUAGCCAGAGUUGUGGUGGAAAGGACCGUGAUGGCACGCGUUUACCACAAUGCUCUUUAUCCGAACGGAGACGGAGAUGUUUACAGAGAUCAAUUGAUUCAUGACCAUAUUAAAAAAUUGGCGAAAAUUGUUACUCCCAACCACAAAGAUUUACGUAUUCCGAAAAUAUAUCAUUACGAGUGUCCCUGGCCUUGGGCACAAGCAGAAUUGGCCGUUAUAUCUGCGUAUAAAACACCCAGGGAUAAACUGCAAUGCGUCUUCCGUUGUGCGACCACCAUUAUGAAUUUACUUUCGAUGGCAACCGAGAGAGGAGUACCCGCUGCCGAUGAUCUUAUUCCUGUUUUGGUCUACGUAAUCAUAAAGACUAAUCCGCCAUCUUUACUUUCAACUAUACAAUACGUGGAUAGCUUUUAUGGAAAUCGUCUGGAAGGUGAAGAACAAUACUGGUGGACGCAAUUUUGUUCUGCGAUUGAAUUUAUAAAAACAAUGGAUUAACUUGUGUUUUUUUAGUAACACAAUACUGUUGAAAGUGUAGAAAUAGUGUAUCAUAAUUAACAACGACUUUGUUGUCGUUAUCAUCAUAAUAAUCACUGCUCUUGUAGUCA